Molecule: messenger RNA, 1986 nt
Organism: Prunus armeniaca (apricot)
Lineage: Eukaryota; Viridiplantae; Streptophyta; Magnoliopsida; Rosales; Rosaceae
Source: the annotation of a GenBank genome assembly
AUGGCUUCUACUCUGUUUUACAACUCAAUGAACCUCUCAGCAGCAGUUUUCUCAAGAACCCACUUCCCAAUCCCCAUCAACAAGGACUUCCCACUUGAAUUUUCACCUUGUAUUCACACUGACUACCAUUUGAGAAGCAGAACAAGAAGUGGGCAGAAGAAGUGUUUGACAGAGGUGAGAGCUACUGUGGCCUCACCCACAGAGGUCCCCAGUGCACCCGCAUCGACUCAACCAAAGAAGCUUCGAAUUCUGGUUGCUGGGGGAGGAAUUGGAGGACUGGUUUUUGCUUUGGCAGCAAAGAAGAAGGGGUUUGAUGUGGUGGUGUUUGAGAAGGAUUUGAGUGCUGUAAGAGGAGAAGGACAGUAUAGAGGUCCUAUUCAGAUACAGAGUAAUGCAUUGGCUGCUUUGGAAGCCAUUGAUAUGGAUGUUGCUGAGGAGGUUAUGAGAGUUGGUUGUGUUACUGGUGACAGGAUCAAUGGCCUGGUUGAUGGGGUUUCUGGUACUUGGUAUGUCAAGUUUGACACAUUCACUCCUGCAGUGGAACGAGGGCUUCCAGUUACAAGAGUUAUAAGCCGAAUAGCCUUGCAACAAAUCCUUGCUCGUGCUGUUGGAGAAGAAAUUAUUAUAAACGAUAGUAAUGUUGUUAAUUUUGAGGAUCUUGGAGAUAAGGUGAAUGUGAUACUUGAGAAUGGACAGCGUUAUGAAGGUGAUAUGCUGGUUGGAGCGGAUGGUAUAUGGUCAAAGGUGAGGAAGAACUUGUUUGGAUUGAACGAAGCUGUUUACUCUGGUUAUACUUGUUAUACUGGUAUAGCAGAUUUUGUGCCUGCUGACAUUAAUUCCGUAGGGUACCGAGUAUUUUUGGGGCACAAACAAUACUUCGUUUCUUCAGAUGUGGGCAGAGGCAAAAUGCAAUGGUAUGCAUUUCACAAGGAAUCACCUGGUGGUGUUGAUAGCCCUAACGGUAAAAAGGAAAGGCUGCUUAAAAUAUUUGAGGGCUGGUGUGAUAAUGUGAUUGAUUUGUUACUUGCCACAGAGGAAGAUGCAAUUCUGCGACGUGACAUAUAUGAUAGGACACCCAUUUUAACUUGGGGAAAGGGUCAUGUGACCUUGCUUGGGGAUUCUGUUCAUGCUAUGCAGCCAAAUAUGGGUCAAGGUGGAUGCAUGGCCAUUGAGGAUGGUUAUCAACUUGCAUUGGAGCUUGAUAAAGCAUGGAAGAAAAGUAGUGAAACGGGAACUCCUGUUGAUGUUGCUUCUUCUUUAAGAAGCUAUGAGAAUUCUAGAAGACUGCGGGUUGCCAUUAUUCAUGGAAUGGCCAGGAUGGCUGCAUUAAUGGCUUCAACUUACAAGGCUUAUCUGGGUGUGGGACUCGGUCCUUUGUCGUUUUUGACGAAGUUCCGGAUACCGCAUCCAGGAAGAGUUGGUGGGAGAGUUUUCAUUGAUAAGGCAAUGCCGUUGAUGCUAAGUUGGGUCUUAGGUGGUAACAGCUCAAAACUUGAAGGAAGGUCACCCAGUUGCAGGCUCUCAGAUAAAGCAAGUGACCAGUUACGAACAUGGUUUGAGGAUGAUGAUGCACUGGAGCGUGCUAUCGAUGGAGAGUGGUAUCUUAUACCAUGUGGACAAGACAAUGAUGCUUCGCAACUUAUUUGUUUGAACAGAGAUGAGAAAAACCCCUGCAUAAUCGGGAGUGCACCACAUGGGGAUGUUUCAGGAAUAUCAAUAGCAAUACCGAAGCCCCAGGUUUCGGGGAUGCAUGCUCGUAUCAGCUACAAGGAUGGUGCCUUCUACCUGACUGAUUUGCGGAGCGAACAUGGUACCUGGAUUGCCGAUAUUGAGGGGAAGCGAUACCGGGUACCUCCAAAUUUUCCUGCUCGUUUUCGUCCAUCAGAUGCUAUUGAGAUUGGUUCUCAGAAGGUCGCAUUUAGGGUUAAAGUGAUGAAAUCUUCUCCAGGGAGUGUUGAGAAGGAAGGUAUUCUUCAGGCAGCCUGA